Molecule: messenger RNA, 2223 nt
Organism: Kogia breviceps (pygmy sperm whale)
Lineage: Eukaryota; Metazoa; Chordata; Mammalia; Artiodactyla; Physeteridae
Gene: TMEM109
Product: transmembrane protein 109
Biological process (GO): intrinsic apoptotic signaling pathway in response to DNA damage by p53 class mediator; cellular response to gamma radiation
Source: RefSeq, a predicted model, not a curated record
AUAAACCAACGCCCCAGUAUUGAGGCGCGGCUUUAGUGGCGCGGCUCUAGUGGAGCGUUUUAGUGAAGUUGCACGUGAAGACCAGCUGUGGCCGGAGCCCGGUGAGUGCGACCCGAGACCGGGGCUCCGGGGCUGUACCCGGGACUGGGUUGCGGCGGGGGCCGCUACAGGCGGGACCAGGGCGGAGCCGCGAGGCCUGGCGAGCACCAGUGGAGAGGGCUCCGACGUCGCGCGGCGGGGAGACUAACUGGGGACUCGGAUCCUCGUUGCUAUGCAACAGGGGGCGUCGUUAGUAGGCCCAGCCAUGGCAGGCUCAGGCAGCAGUUCACCACGGGGCAGGCAUCUGUUCGAAGUCGCCCUGAUGUUCCUAGUGGCCCUCCUCCUCCUCCACUCGGCGUCAUCCCAGUCCCAUCGAGACUUUGUGCCACCAGGCCAGCAGAAGAGGGAGGCCCCCGUUGACCUCCUGAGCCAGAUAGGGCGAUCUGUGCGGGGAACCUUGGAUGCCUGGAUUGGGCCAGAAGCCACGCACCUAGCUUCUGAGACCUUGGCUCAGGUGAUGUGGGCGGUCUCAUCGGCCAUCUCCGUGGCCUUCGUCACUCUGUCUGGGAUUGCCGCCCAGCUGCUGAAUGCCUUGGGGCUAGAAGGAGAUCGCCUCACCCAGGGCCUGAAGCUCAGCCCCGGCCAAGUCCAGACCUUCCUGCUGUGGGGGGCGGGGGCCCUGGUUGCCUAUUGGCUGCUGUCCCUGCUCCUGGGCUUGGUCUUGGCCUUGCUGGGGCGGAUCCUGUGGGGCCUGAAGCUCACCCUCUUCCUGGCCGCUUUUGUGGCCCUGGUGAGGUCAGUGCCCGACCCUUCCACCCGGGCCUUGUUCCUCCUGGCCUUGCUGACCCUCUUCGCCCUGCUGAGCCGGCUCACGGGCACCCGCGCCUCGGGGGCCCAGCUGGAGGCCAAGGUGCGGGGGCUGGAGCGCCAGGUGGAGGAGCUGCGCUGGCGGCAGAGGCGAGCGGCCAAGGGGCCCCGGAGCGCGGAGGAGGAGUGACAGGGAUGCCGGACGAUGCCACCUUCCUCAUACCAAAGAGCCUAGCCGCUUCUGGGUCACACAGCCCUCCUUCCAGCCCCCCCCCCGCCCCUUUCUUGCUCUGUCUCCAAACCCUAUCUCUGCACCAGCCCCCUUAGCCGAGAGAGAGAGAAAGACCAUGCCCCCCGCUGGUCCUCAGGGGCCCUGUCCUCUGUGGUUCUCUGUCUGGGGUUGGUUCUCCUCACCCUUUCUCUGCUCCCACCCGUCUCAGCCAGGGGAAGGUGGGGCCUCCCGCCAGCUUCUGCAUCUCCUCUCAGCAGACACCCCCUGAUCACUGCCAGUGGCUCCCAUGACUCAGCUGCUGCCUUGCCUUCCUUCGAUACUCUUGCUCUUCUGUCCUCCUCUAGCUCCUCCCCUGCCAAGUCCCCGGCUUCCUUCCUGCUUGUCUUCUCCUUCUAGCCCUGUACUCCAACCAAACCACAGUCCCUCAAGGCAUGCCCCUGUCCCCUUCAUUGCCCAGCUUGGGGAAGAGGCAGGGCAUUUGGGGCCUGAGGGGAAGGGAAGUGGGGAAGUUCCAGCCUGGGGCCCGGGCCGGGACGUACGUUGAGUCUGUUACAAGUGCCUUAAUCCGAGCCAGCAGGGCCCUCUGCUUGCCCGCCGCCGUACUGUAUGUAGGAAGCUGCCCUGUAGCUGCUUUGUGUCAAGAGGAAAGUGGUUCCUCUCGGAAUCUUGAUUUCCCUUCAGCCAGAGCAGAAGAUGACUGCUUCGUAGGCUUGUGCCUGCGAGUAGGACCCUGCAGUGGCCAUGAGAUCCCCUGUGGGGAUUUCAGAGACCCUGAAGGAGGAAGGAGGGUUCAUCUUCCUGUCUGCGCAGCUCCGGGCGGUUCUCCAUCUCUCUCUUCAUCACUGCCACCAAGGAGUUCGCUGAUCAGUGGCCUAGGAGGAGCGCAGAGCAGACCGCAGAGAUGCACCUCACAGACCCUUCCCUUCUCAUGCUCUUCGGCUGCUCCCUCCCCACCAGGGCGCUCGUUCUUCCUUCGAGGCUUUGGCGGAGGUGGAUGGCCUCCUCUGCCGGGCCCCACGCGUGAUGUGAAGAGUAGACAAGUGCCCAGUUCUUACUGUUGAGGUUGGAUAUGGAAUCACAGCUGCAGUGAAAUAUAUUUUUAUCAGCGCUUGGUUGGUUUUAAAUAAAGUGCACGCUAUUUUAUU